CCCGGCGGCCGCAGUAGCAGGAAGCGGCGGAGCGCGGCUGGGCAGCGGCGGCGAUCGCCGUGUCCCGGGGAGGGGUCGGCGGCGACGCCCGGGAAGCGUCCCGAGGGGGAAGAGGCCGGGUCAGCGGGACCGGGAGGGCUCCUGGUCAUUGCCGUGUCGGGAGCGCCGGGUGCCGCCUCCGCGGCGGCCUGACAUGAGCUCAUCGGCGGCGGCGGCGGCAGCAUGGCCUGUGCCCGGAGGGACGGGGAGGCGGACGGCGAGCCCGACCGCUCCCUGCGGCACAUGCUGCGGGCGAUAGCGGAGGAGAGGAGCCGCGCCGGCCUCCGGCACGACAUCAGCGGCCUCGGGUGUUUCAAAGAUGACCGUAUUGUGUUCUGGACUUGGAUGUUUUCGACAUAUUUCAUGGAGAAGUGGGCCCCCCGACAGGAUGAUAUGCUCUUCUACGUCCGUCGGAAACUGUCUUAUGUCAGUGGGGAGAGUACAGAGGGUAAAAAGCAGGUUGAAGUUGAAGUUUACCGGAGAGAUUCUAAGAAGCUUCCUGGCCUUGGAGACCCCGACAUUGACUGGGAAGAGAGUGUCUACUUGAACCUCAUCCUGCAGAAGCUGGAUUAUGUAGUGACCUGUGCUGUGUGCACACGCUCCGAUGGAGGAGAUAUUCAUAUUCACAAAAAGAAAUCUCAGCAAGUGUUUGCAUCUCCAAGCAAACACCCAAUGGACAGUAAAGGAGAGGAGUCAAAGAUCAGCUACCCCAAUAUAUUCUUCAUGAUUGACAGUUUUGAGGAGGUUUUCAGUGACAUGACUGUGGGAGAAGGAGAAAUGGUCUGUGUGGAGCUAGUGGCCAGUGAUAAAAGCAACACCUUCCAAGGGGUGAUUUUCCAGGGGUCCAUCCGCUAUGAAGCACUCAAGAAGGUCUAUGACAACAGGGUGAGUGUUGCAGCUAAGAUGGCUCAAAGAAUGUCUUUUGGCUUUUAUAAAUACAACAACAUGGAGUUUGUCCGAAUGAAAGGACCACAGGGAAAAGGACAUGCAGAGAUGGCAGUGAGUAGAGUUUCCACUGGUGACACUUCACCAUAUGGGACAGAAGAAGAUUCAAAUCCAGACUCCCCAGUGCAUGAGAGAAUUACUUCUUUCAGCACACCACCAACCCCAGAACGUAACAACCGCCCAUCCUUCUUCUCCCCAUCCCUCAAGAGAAAAGUGCCCCGAAAUCGAAUUGCUGAGAUGAAAAAGUCCCAUUCAGCAAACGACAGUGAGGAGUUCUUCAGAGAUGAUGAUGGUGGAGAUCUGCACAACGCGACAAAUCUCCGGUCACGGUCCCUGUCUGGAACAGGACGCUCGCUGGUGGGCUCGUGGCUGAAGCUGAACAGAACAGAUGAAAACUUUCUACUCUAUGCACACUUAACAUAUGUCACUUUGCCAUUGCAUCGAAUUUUAACAGAUAUCCUGGAAGUGCGGCAGAAACCAAUCCUGAUGACAUAGCAGAGAGUGGGCACUGCCUUGGAGCCUUGUUGCCAAGUGCCUAUCCACAGCAGUUUCCUGUGCUAACACUACCAUCUAGUGUCGGGAACAGAGACCGCCGCAGGAAAAAGAGACGUCCAGGAAUACCAGCCGAUCAAAAGUGCCUCUUUCUUCCUUCCUCUGCUGUCACACACCAAAUGCCCACAUCACUGGAGUGUUUCUGACUGGAAGAGGACUUUCAGCAAGACAAAAUGAGAAGGGGCUGCGUUUAAACUGAGUCAACACCUUAUGGACAGUUUGCUACUGUGUUUACUUUAUAUCUAAGAAGCCAACAAUAUGUACAGAAUGUGUUAAACUUUAUAUUCUUUGGGAGAAACAUUCUAAGAAUUUCAUAAUGAUGUGCUGUUGGACAUUGUCCCAUAGACUCUGGCCAUACCCUCUCUUCGUCCGAUCAGCCGUGUGCGAGCGUGUGCGUGCGUGUGUGCGUGCAUGUGUGUGUGUGUGUGUUUGUGUAUGUGUGGAGCAGAGUGGGGAGAGAGCAGCUUCCUCCUAAGGGAAGAAAAGGAAAAAGAUGCAUUGCUGUUUUGGUAUGUGCAGCAGGUCAGGUCAGAGCUUAGAAGAGGUUGAAAACGUUCCCAUUUUUCAUGUGUCAGUGUUAGGACAGGUGAAAGCUGCUGACAGAUUUCCGUAUCUACCAAAGAACAGCAACAUUUUCAUCCUCAAGAACUGGCUAAGAAAAUGAGCCAAUGAAAAGAAGGCUAAAAUGUGCUGCUAUAGUAAAGCUGAGGUUCUUCUCCAGUACUAAUGCUGCUUGUCUUUCUCUCAGCUGAGUCAAUACCAGUUUGAGUCUAAAGUGAAAAAACAGGAGACUAAUUGGUCUCAAAAGGCCUAAAACCUUACCAGUAACCCAUCCUCCUGCAUGCACUGGACUUGAGAGUUUGUAGUCGUCUUUGCAGUACCCUUUGUAGCCAAGGAAGGCAUGGGAGCUGCUUUGUGGUCAGGCAGCUUACCCAGAUUUUCCGUCUUUGGUUGCUACGUGCUGAAGCACAGAGAGCUUUCUUGAAAUACAAAAGAUGGAAACGUAAUUCUGUUCUGAAAAGUGACUAAAAAUUGCAUAGUGGGAGGUCUGAGAAUGAUGUGCCAGGAGCUCUCAGGAAAACAGCCUUAUGUUUACACAUGAAGUUCAGCUCUCUCUAAACAGCAAAACUGCUGUCCUUGACAUUUAAAAACAAAAUUAUUGAUUGUUGAGGUUACUGUACUCUGGCUAACUAUUUUGAUGAGAGACAGUACAUACUUGGGUUUAUUUAGGACCACAAAGCAGUGAGAGGGGUGCCAUGUCCCUUAGGGCACAUGAGACUCCAGUACAUGCACAAAGGGAGAGCAAAGAUGCCAUUUUUGUCACUUUUCAGACUCUGAGCACCUAAACCUGAUGCUGUGGCAUGUGCUCUGAGCCUGGACCUUUGUCUCCCUCAUACCUGGUCUUUCCCAAGUGCUUUGUUGUUACUCUCACAGUAGCAUCUAAUGACUUAACCUCUCAAAUAGGACUUUCUGCUUUUUUUCCUCAGGCUAGAUUCCAUGGAAAUAGCGCCACUUCAGCAUAAAGGCUGACCAGAUUUGCCCUUCAGCCGACCCUGAUGACUCCAGCAUAGUCAGGGUGUCUGUCUGUAUUUGAGGCCAGGCCUGGAAGUUGUCCCCUUAGCACAGCAUGGCAGCCUUUCUUACACUGGCAGCAUGAGUAUAUGACAGGGACAGCUGAUCAGUUUUCAGUUGGCUUCGAAUGCGUUGCAAGGCCUUAGAAAAACGUUCCCUUUGUCAUUACCAGCACACCCACUUUUCAUGCUGCAGCCUUGGAAUGUUGCCUGUGGUCUGUGUGGAUGUGAGGGUGUUUCCACCAUCUAACCUGGUUGCCCCAGGCUUUCCCCCUGAGCCCGGGGAGAGGUGGAGUCCUCGCUCUGCAGCUGAAGUGCCCUCUCAAGGAACUUGCCACGCAGCCUGGGUGGGUACCUGAGAUCCCACAGGUAGUGUUCCUGCCAUCAGUCGGUACAAAUAUUCUCUCUUUGCUCAUGCUGAGAAUUAAACCACUCCUCAGCUAGAAAACAAGCCUCUCAGUGUGCUCCUUACUCUGUGCUUUCAUACUGCUGAACUGGGCAAAUCAGCGUUUGGUUUUCCUUCAAAUGUUCAUUGCAGAGGGAAGGGAGAGAGGGCUCACAUUUGUACUAAUCAUAACAAUUGGUACCUUUCAGUCAGGAAGCUGGAGGAACAAUGUAAAAAGGAAGUGUAUCCAGAUAGGACCCUCAGUGCUAGGUGCCUGAUCACUUCUCAGUGGACAGGAAUUUGUAAUGCUCCCUUGAUGUUGUGUGUUAUGUUUAGGUGGCUUAACUUUGUGUGAUUUGAAAGACUGAGAAAAUCUUGCUGUGUAAGAUUUCAAAGCAAAUGAGGAAUGAUUCUAAGCUACUGCAUUAGCUUAAAAGCAGUGCUAUGGAAGGUACAGUUUAGAUCCUACAUCUGUGUUUCAGGAGAUAUCAUCUGCUUUGUUACAUGUAUGUGGUUGGAUUUUGAUGUCUAGUGUUUGAAGGGCUGUAAUGUCCUAAAAAAAGUAAAUUUAUUUCUUGUAUCUUGCUAGUGGGAUAUGCUAUACGUAUGUUGAAGACUCACCUUUUCUAGUAGAAAAGGACUACAAGUAUGCCCUCAUGGACAUCCAUGGAAAACAGAGGUCAAAAAGUCUACUGAAUGUCAAUAGUGCUUUUUGGAAGCAAAGAUGUGCCAGAUUCUCAGUUACUCCUUCUUUCAACAGCUGUCUUGGACUUCUUAUGUAUAACCAGUGGCUCCCACUUUCUGUUAUGAAAUUUCACAUUUUGUUCUGCUUUUAAACAAACCCUGAAAAUUAUAAUUUGUUGCCUUGUGUGGACAGAUGGACAGGGAAUUUGAUCAAAAAGCUUUGUUUGGGUCAGGAUGGCACAACUAGACCCUUAGCAUGGUAUUGCACUACAUCAAAAAAGAAAAGUGAAUGUUAGUAAGAACCUCUCAACCUAUUAAUUUGGAGGGGGUUCCAUUCUGUGGGUCCUAAGCAGUAAGCAGGAUUCACCCCACUGGCCAUUGAAGUAAUUGCUGCAGAUGGAGCUGGCAUGUCCUGCAGUGCCAUGAAGGUUGUUUGGCUGUCAGUCUUAGUGGCUGGAGCACAGUGGGUUUCAUUGGUUACACUGAUGUUUGAAGAUGCAGCUCAGUUAACAAAUUUGGGAAACUUUGCAGAAGUUUCUUUCUUUUUCUUUCUUUAUCUUUCUUUUUCUUUCUCUUUCUUUCUCUUUCUUUCUCUUUCUUUCUCUUUCUUUCUCUUUCUUUCUCUUUCUUUCUCUUUCUUUCUUUUGGAAUUCCACGAUACCUCAUUGCUCAGUUAAGUCCUUCCAUCCUUCUGCCCACUCACUCCCUUUGGAGAACAAGGCUUACCACUUGAGCUCUUCCUAGAUGUUGUAUAUUGAUAGAUGUCAAAUACAAGGAUGUGAAUAUUUUCACCCAUAACAAAUUUUUCACUGCUAUCAAUUUAGCCAGUAUAAAAAGCUUUUUUUUUAAAAAAAAAAAAAAAAGAAAGCUCUUUAAUUAUUUAUUUUGUGUUAGCUGACUAUUGCUCUGCCUUAGAGACCACCAUGUAUGUGAAAUUAUGUUCUCUUACUGCCAGCCAGGACAAGGUGGAUUCUGAAUCUCCUCUUAAAAGAAAAUGCUUUUGGAAGUGAUGAGUCUUUCAGCUGUCUUGGCUAAUCCAGUUUGUGUUGGUCCCUGUUCCUUCUCUUUUUAUUCUCCUGGUCUUCAUUGUUUACAAGGCUUGGGCAUGUUGGGCUCUGGAUUGCUGUUACUAUUUUUAUAGUUUUCUAUUUCUGGGCAUGGUGUGUUUUCCAGAAAAGAUAAUUGUUUGCACAGGUGGCUUUUCACAGUAAUAUGUUUUUCCCAAAGUAUGUUCAUUAUUCAGGCAGUGAAGUCCUUGGCUCUGCAGACAGAUUUCUUUCAGGAGACCCUCAUGUAUAGAAUCCCAUCUGGUCACUGAAGUUCUGUAUGGAUGUGGAAUCCAGGGAAAUAGACUACUUUUAGAUUAUUGACCUGCUUCUUGCCAGUCAUUAAUUUUGCCUUUUCAAGAUGAUUGCUUGUCCUGUAUUUUGUAGUCUGAAGCUUCCAUAUUAAAGACAGAUGUAAAAUCUUCAGAAGUGCCUAAGCCCUGUUGUUACCCAGUGGGGUUUAAGAACAAAUUUUUAUUUAGGAAAAUAAUUUAUUAGUCUUAAAUUGUAUCUGUGUUGUAUGUAGCAGUGUCAAGAAAUGACAAGUUUAUAGUUCUUGGAUGAACAAUGUCUCUCAUAUGAACUCACCCUUUGUGUUUGAAAGACUCUCAUGGUUUCCAAAGGUCAUGGCUGAAAGCUCUGGAAAGUGGAUUUCCUGUGGUCACAGCAAUCGGAUGUCUGUAAAUGCCUUACACAUUCUGCAAGGUAUGACUGCAAGUGUGUAGUGCUGGUGUGUAGAAAUUCUGUGUCAAGGUACAGUAGAAUCCAGUUAAAGGCAUUGUGAAGUAAGUAGCUUUUACACCAAACCUUAAACAAAAGAGUAUUUUACACCAGAAUGUAGCUGUUUGGAUACUUGGUCUGCAAGCAGGUUGCAAUGUUGAACAUUCUCUAUGUAAAUAUAUAAAUAGCCUAAUUUUAUCAGCCUAACACAUGUUGCAUGGUUUGGGUUUUAUUUGCCUCAUCAAUCAUUGGUGUUGCUUAAAAGGUGAUGGGUUGAAAAUUGUGCUGGCACUGUACUGAGCCAUUUGAGCAAAGAGCAAGGAGAAUGUUGUGCACCAAAAAUAAAGUCGACCAUGCUUAUGGAGCAGUGAAGAAAGUGUUGGACCCUGCAGCAAAUAAACAGACCUCUUUAACAACUAUGAA
This is a messenger RNA of Parus major (Great Tit), 6365 nucleotides long. RefSeq names its product KIAA0930 ortholog. The transcript is spliced from 10 exons. The record is from RefSeq and is a predicted model, not a curated record. The coding region runs from base 223 to 1479 and encodes 418 amino acids. Lineage: Eukaryota; Metazoa; Chordata; Aves; Passeriformes; Paridae.